GAUGGGGGAAUUGAAUUUUCAUCAGCACGAACAUCUCAGUCAUCUUCGAUUCGUAGUUGGGAGAGAUUCGUCAUUUUGGUGUGUACCCUUUAAAUCCCGGAAGGAAGGUGUCAUAUUUUGGGUCAAAAUACUUCGGUAUUCGUCCAGGAGUGUAUGAAAAUAGCACACUCUGGAUCCAGCACAUGGCGACUGCAUUGAGCAGAACAAGAAUAUCCGCAUGGCCUGCUAGGUUGUGGUGAAAAUAUACCGGUGCACGGCAGCGUGUCACGAUCGGCUCCUACCUUCAGCAGAGGUGUCAGCCAUCUUUGAGGCGAUCGUGUGAAAUGAAAACUGUGAUUAUCUUACAGCACAGCACGGUGAUGUGAGGAAUUUUUCAGAUCUUUGUAUCGUCGAUGAACUUUGCUGCCAAACAUUCGGAAAACAGAAGGAAAUUACAAUCGAUUAAACAUACCGUGGAUAUCAUUGUUCGAAAGUGGAUUUUUAAACUCGCGAACCUAUCCCACUCGGAUAGGAAAAUUUUAUGCAGAUAAACGAAAUUGUAGUAACAUUUUUGUACAUCCAGAACAGAACAGGAAAGGUGAAGUCAAACUACGACGGCGAAGGGAAUUGCUAGAACAUCGGUGAGCAGUCAGCGCAAAGAUCAACUUCACUUAGGCCAUUUUGGCUAAAAAUAGUGAACGACUAUUUUUAGUUUAACAACACUCACUCAUACUGGCCUUUGGAGGAGACGCGUGCUCCGUUUAAUCUAGUCAGCGGGGAGCACAAGCAAGAGUGUUUAAAGAAUAACACAUUGGGCAUACGUUCGGAAAAUUAAUGGCCUACUGCGAUCGUGGUCAUAGCCAGAACAAGGUGUGCUGCGCCGAUCACAGAUCAUUUCGGGUAUCAAAUUUACGGCUGCGAAAAAUUGUUGUUUGAAAGUAGCCGUCCCGAACCGAAAGCAGAAAUAGUGUAUGCUAAAAUAAAACAAAUUGAAAAUCGCUGUGAAAUUCACCCACAGAAGUGCCCAUGUAAAUGCCAGUGAAGUGGAAAACAAACCAAAAGGAAAAAAACAACGGGGAAAAUUGUGUCGCGUUGAUGAAAUGUAACGAAAAUAAAACACAUCACACAAAUCGGAGUCCGUCGUUGCGUCGUCGGGAGUAUCCGGAAGACAGUUUGAGUGAGUGAGUGAAUUUCGACUUUUCGUGAAGUACAGAGCCUCUGCCAGAGAGCAUUUGUUUGAAACUGCGAAGAUAUCAAAAGACAAGCAACGUGGUACCGUGACGUAGAAGUAUCGGUGAAUAGAGAGCAGUUUGGACGAUCACUGGCAUUUUCAGGUGAUCAUGGGCCUGGAAGGUGUUCAAACGCGGCAAAAUGGUGCCAACGGAUUGUACUCCUCAUCACUGCAGUGGUACUACUUGCCAAAUGUGGACCAUUCCAGUGAAUCCAUGCAACCAAACUCAAAACUGUUACAAAGCCUCUGGAGCCCUUUCCCCACUUCCCAGAGUUAUUCCAACGGAACCAACGAAUCUCUUUCUCCCCUCGCCGAUAAUAUCAACGACCUGUGCGACCAGUUUACCGACUUAACCCUUUUUGGACUCGGUCAAAAUCAAAAUCUCUCGUCUCAUCAGCUGGGCAGCCCCACCGGCUGCUAUUCAAAUGCUUUGGAUUGCUUGUCUGGCUAUGGGGCACGGGAUGGAAUUCGAGGCGGUGACUGCAUGACCGAGGGUAACCGGAUGAAUGGGUUGCUCAGGAAUGGAAGCGCCGGUUAUUCGGAUGAAUGUGGAUCAAUGGGUCAUCAACAUCAUUUGCAGCAACACUAUCAACAGCACGCGCUACUUCCUUUGAAUAGUCAGCAAAAUCAAAAGUACAGCAAAAUUCCUCCAGCCAACUAUCUUUGCCAUUUGUGCUUCAAAAAAGGCCACUACAUACGAGAUUGUCCACAGGCUCGUCCGAAAGCUGAAGGCAAAACACCAUACCAAGGCAAGAAGCGCUGCUUUGGGGAAUACAAGUGCCCGAAGUGCAAACGGAAGUGGAUGUCUGGAAACUCGUGGGCAAAUCACGGCCAGGAAUGCAUUAAAUGCCACAUCAAUGUGUAUCCGCAUAAACAGAACUCCCAUUCUUUGCAGCGACCGCUCGAGAAACCAGACGGCUUGGAUGUGUCCGACCAGUCCAAGGUUCAUCCGCAGCUACUGUGCGAAAAGUGCAAAACUCUCGGCUACUAUUGCCGAAGAAUUCAGUAGCAGUCGAAGCAUUUCAUUGAAUUUUGUUUUUGGUGUGAACGAAACGGUCAAUUAGACAUUUAUACUCGAUGAUCCGUUUUACGAAAGUGCCUAUGUGUUGUGUUACCCCUAGUCCUGUUUUGAGCAUUAUUCUCAUCUCUUCCAAAAAAAGCCAUUUUAACGAACCCGACACAUUUUAUACGUGAAAAUACUUAUGUGCCUUAUACUAUUGUUUAUUUAACGAUCGAAUAUUAUUGAAACUAAAACAAAAUGCUCAGCUGCCAGUUGGAAGGAACUAAUCUGUAUAUAGUAAUGUUCUAUCAUAUUUAAAUUGACGUACCGAUUCGGUAAUUUUGUCGAAAGCAUUAUAUAAAUACCUACAUAUUGGUAGAAGGUGAUUUUAUAGCAGUACUGAGCGAAUCGAGAUUAUAGAACCAAAAAUUGUUACCGUACUAAAAUAUUGCAACUAUGAUACCAUGUGCCAAAAUCUUACACUGCGAACCAAUAAAUAGCGAAUGUUUUAUCCGAA
Aedes aegypti (yellow fever mosquito) is the source of this 2727-nucleotide messenger RNA. Its product is annotated as zinc finger CCHC domain-containing protein 24. Lineage: Eukaryota; Metazoa; Arthropoda; Insecta; Diptera; Culicidae. Gene Ontology annotation, molecular function: zinc ion binding; nucleic acid binding. The record is from RefSeq and is a predicted model, not a curated record. The transcript is spliced from 5 exons. Bases 1320 to 2219 code for a protein of 299 amino acids.